This is a messenger RNA of Ustilago hordei, 1749 nucleotides long. RefSeq lists its product as uncharacterized. The record is from RefSeq and is a predicted model, not a curated record. The coding region runs from base 1 to 1749 and encodes 582 amino acids. The transcript has 2 exons. NCBI's taxonomy places the organism in Eukaryota, Fungi, Basidiomycota, Ustilaginomycetes, Ustilaginales, Ustilaginaceae.
AUGCCCAUACAACCCACAUUGGCUCCUCGUGCAGAGGCGCUGUGGGAACGACAGCAAGAUCCCGUCGCCAGUUUUCUGAGUAGCCUGUUUGGUAGCCCAGACAACACUGAUUCUGUCGUUACCAAUCAACCCACUCCCACCACCACACGUGCUUUCACGACCACUUCCAGCUCCAGCCGUUCAACGCGCACCACUACUUCUUCGUCUCUUCCACCUCCGGUAGCUUCCACUCCAACCACCACAUCCACCUCUUUAACCUCCACCACUUCCUCCACCUCAAGCACACCCACCUCCACCUCCACCUCCUCAUCCAGCACCUUCAUCAUCACCACCUCCUCGCCCUCUACCCUCAUCUCCACCUCCCAAGUCGUCUCCGGUACUAGCACCUCUCAAGUCGUCCUAACUACCGUCGUCACCCCCGUUGUAACCACUACCGCUGCUGCCGCUCGAUCCAACUCCAGCUCAUCUGGCUCCAAUGGAGGUCUCAUUGGUGGUCUUGUCGGUGGAGUCAUUGGAGGACUGGCUCUCAUCGCUCUAAUCAUCACCAUUUGUGUAAUGGCCAGCCGACGCAAAUCUCGCACAGGUCAUGCCUACUUCCUUUGCUUCGGUGAGCGUCCUUCACGCAACGCAGCUGGCGAUUUGCGUCACAGCGGUGGUGCAUGGCCCACUUUCGACCCACAAGAUGAUCAUCGUAACUCGAGCUACGCUGCUGGUGCAGCAGGUGUCGGCGCUGGUGCUGCUGCUGCUUCUCCUUCUCGUCGAACAAGACGUGAGCAGACGAAUGCCACUCUUCCUGCUGAAUUUGCCAACGAGCAAGAUCCCGAACGAUACGGAUACUCUGGUUCUGCCGCCGCUCACAACGGUUACCCAGCUGCUGCCACUCAGUACGAUGCUGGAUACGAUGCCUACGAUGCGUACGGAACAAGCGGCUAUCCCGAUAUGCAACAACGCCCCGCACGCAACGGUGCAGGUGCACUUGCUGCUGGUGCCGCUGCAGGUGGAGCUGGAGCGUAUCUGUACAACAACAGUAGUCCAGCUAUCAACCGUCGUUCAUCUGCUGGCCAUCCUUCGCACGAUUCAACUUCGUACGCAAACAUGUCGCCUCACGCAACUGCUUUGAACGAAACAGCUCCCGCUCCUUGGACCUUACCCAUGAUGGGAUGGCAAGAUACACAUGGGCCCUACAGCGUUGCUGGUGUGGGUGGAAAUAUGGUUACUACCUCCCCUCCCCAGGCUCAAUUCAUGGUUUCGCCGAGUGAGGCGAAUAGGACGGCUGCUGCUGCCGCUGCCGCUGGUGCCGGUGCCGGUGGUGUAGCUGGCGCUGCUGCUGGAACUCCAACCCGCAGCACAGGGCCGGAUUACAGCCAUUUCGACCCACCCGAGAUCCGCGACGCUAGAGCGAGAGAAGCGGCAGCUGAGGCACUCGCCAGGGGAAGCUUCUCAACCGCUCACUCGUACGGAAAGCCAACUUGGCCAAGAAGGCAACCUAGAAGGCUCUCGAGUAGCCAAGGAACUCCGAUCAACCAACACUCGAAUCUAGCUGCGGGUGGUGCGAUGGCUCCCCCGGCAUACGUAGAUGCUCAGGAUGGAAUCAUGGAAGAGAUGGACGAUCAACCGAGGAGGUUGCAUUUGACGAAUGCCGAACCGGAUGUAACUACGGAUGAUGAUAGUUCCAGGGGUGGGCCCACUAGAAGACCGACACAUAAUCACAAGGACCAGCCUCCGGCUGCUACUUACCGCCAGCACUGA